This is a messenger RNA of Erpetoichthys calabaricus (reedfish), 1996 nucleotides long. It is a transcript of the gene znf385b, whose product is annotated as zinc finger protein 385B. The record is from RefSeq and is a predicted model, not a curated record. The transcript is spliced from 9 exons. Gene Ontology annotation, molecular function: nucleic acid binding; zinc ion binding. Lineage: Eukaryota; Metazoa; Chordata; Cladistia; Polypteriformes; Polypteridae. Gene Ontology annotation, cellular component: nucleus. Bases 520 to 1977 code for a protein of 485 amino acids.
CUGCUGGCUGGUCGGGCGGUUGGCUCGAACUCAACGGAGGCUCGCGUUCUUUUCUCUUCGCCGCACACGGAAAGGUUGGUUUGCCCGUGCGGAGCAACGCUGCUGGAUGCCGCUUCGGCUGCCGAGCGACACGGAGGGAAGGAAGGAGCACGCAGGUACCUCGAGCGAAGAGCUGUCACCCUGGGACUUGUCAGUAGGAAAAGUUUGAGAAGGGGGCUGAGGACACACCCUUCUCGUGCUAAACUCUAGAGGCCGUGUAAGACGGCGCUCGGGGGGCCGCGUGUAACGGAAAGUUUCCACCCCGAGGCUCACGCCGCCUGCCGUUCCGAACAGCUAAGCUGGUCUCGUGCUGGAGUUGUGGCGUUCUUCUACGCUCCACAGCUUCCAACUCCGACUGCGCAAGACAGCGUGCCGCUGGGAUCGCUGCCGCUCACCUGCAGCCCACCUGCCGCCCUGCAGCUGCCCACCCGCUGUUCUCCUGGUUCCUCGGAGGCUCAGCUUGGCAGCCGCCUGUACAGUAUGAAGCGACCCCUGACCCCGGAGCAUCACCUUCUCGAAAAUCUGAAGACUGGCACGCAGCUUGUGAACCAUGCCGAAGAGAAGGAGCCAAGCAACGGACCCACAGAUCUGCAGAGGAUUCAGGAGAAGAAGAAGCUGCUCUACUCCCUCUGUGAGGCCUGCAACAUCCAGCUGUACUCGGCGGCCCAGGCGCAGGUCCACUACAAUGGCAAGUCGCACCUGAAGCGGGUCAAGCAGCUCAACAACGGCAAGAUUCCUCCUAGCGCUCCUGCUGCUUCCUCCACAGGGAGCGCAUGCCAGGGUGGCACACUGUCGUCGCUUGCCAGAGCUCCUGCCCUGAUGAUGCAGCCCUCGCUGGACGUCAAGCCCUUCAUUUCGUUCCCGGUGGACACGAGUUCGGCUGCUGGACUCUUCCCAAACUUUAAUACGAUGGAUCCUGUACAAAAGGCUGUGAUUAACCACACGUUUGGAGUGUCGAUUCCCCCAAAGAAAAAGCAAGUGAUUUCCUGCAACAUCUGCCAGCUGCGCUUUAAUUCCGACAGCCAAGCCGAGGCGCACUACAAAGGAAGCAAACACGCCAAGAAGCUCAAAUCCCAGGACUCGGGGAAAACGAAGCAGAAAUCCUCGUCUGCCAAGAACGGCUCCAAGGCGGGCAGCGCUGGCACCAGCGGCCCCUCAGCUGGCCCACCUAACAAGACCGACAAAUCAGAAAAAAGAGCAGCAUCCAGCAACAUGGCAAGGCCCACUACCCGGUCAGCAGGGCUUCUGCCCAUCAGUGUGCCCAAGCCAGCCACCCUGGAAACAACACCCCGUGAAACGGCACCGGUCACACUGCCGGUAAAAAACGGAGAGGGGCCGAUGCCCACCGAGUCCGAGGAGGAGAAAGCCAGGAAGUUACUGUACUGUUCGCUAUGCAAAGUGGCCGUGAACUCGCUGUCACAGCUCGAGGCGCACAACACAGGCUCAAAGCACAAAACAAUGCUGGAAGCUCGCAAUGGUGCCGGUCCAAUCAAGGCGUAUCCAAGACCCGGGUCCAAACUCAAGGUCCAGACCAGCGUGGUGAAAGGUUCGGGUCUGCAGAACAAAACGUUCCAUUGUGAAAUCUGCGAUGUCCACGUGAACUCCGAGAUCCAGCUAAAGCAGCACAUUUCCAGUCGGCGGCACAAAGACCGAGUGGCAGGCAAGCCCAUGAAGCCCAAGUACAGUCCGUACAACAAGCAGCAGCGGAGCCCCAGCAUCCUCGCAGCCAAACUUGCAUUCCAGAAGGACAUUGUGAAGCCACUGGCGCCAUCUUUCCUGUCGCAUCCCUUCUCGGCUGCCGCCAUGUCGCCUCUGCCUCUCCAGGCCCGACCCAACGCUUCGCUCUUUCAGACUCCAGCUUUACCGCCGUCUCUGUUGAGGGCAGCUCCAGGACCCCUGCGCCCCCCGGCAGGCUCCAUCCUCUUUGCACCCUACUGAGCCGUCACCGGCCUGUUAC